AUGCUUCAAAGCUUCGAUGGUCAAGAACCACCAAGAUGGGUUGAUGGCAUCACUCUAAAUACCUUCAUUGCCUUCCUCGCAUCACUCGCAAAACUGGCCCUGAUGAUCCCCGUCAUUGAAAGUCUCGGCCAACUGAAAUGGAUAUGGUUUGCAUCCAAGCCUCGCGCCCUUGAUGACUUCCAACUGUUUGAUCAGGCCAGCAGAGGUGGACUUGGCUGUAUCAAGUUAUUAAUCAAGCUCAAAGGGCCUUUAGGAUGCUUGGGUGCCCUUAUUACUUUGAGUGGCUUCUUUACCUCAACGCUGACUCAGUUGAUGGUUACAUACUACUCAGAUCUGAGCAGGAGUCCGGUGAGCCAGAAUGCCACUGCCAUGAGAGCAACGACUUUCUCAAGAUGGAAUGGAACGGAUCUCGUGAUUGGAGCAAAUGACACACUGAUGCUACAACAGGCCGUUAUCAGCAACGUGUAUCUCCCAACCACACAGUUAACGCCUGUCAUUGUUCCGAGGUGUGCAGCCGGCAACUGCAAAUGGGAUUCUUUCGGUACCUUGGCGAUCUGUAGUCAGGUAGUCAAUCUCACAGCUCAAGGCAAUGAGACAUUACUGGCCAGCCUUGGCAAACAGACUGUCUCUAUGCUUGAUCUAUUCCAUCGCCAAUCGUUAAUAGCGUUGAAAGCAACAACUAACACAACGGCUCAAGAGGGGACAUCGUCUAUUGUAUGGCCGCUUGCCAUUGCUGAACUAGAAUCUCCUUCUGGCGCCUUGGAUAUCUCGUUAACAAAUGUUGCACUGGCUGACAUGUUCGUUGCCUUUCCGAAAGAUUUCAUCGAUAUCACAUCUGUUACAAACAGCACCAUGCUAGAAGGGUUUGAGUUCUUCGAGUUCCUGUUCCAUUGGUGCAUACCAGCAUUGGACGUCCAGGUGACCGAUGGAAUUUCCAAAACCAAGGUAUUGGCCACUUCUACAAAGAUCGCGUCGCCCAACCCGCCCCAUUCAUUAAACAGAAAAUGGUCACCCGACUUCGCGGACUGCGCAGCACCGAUGGCUUGCAACUACACUCUCCAGGGCGAAACAGUCGUACUGGCACCGUCAGGUACAAUUUCUGCUGGUGAGCGGUCAAUCGAGUACGCAAUAGACGUGAACACUGCUCUAGCGGCUUCGGGCUUCAUUGGCUCUCAUCUAGCAGGAGGUACCUUGACUGAGCCUGGCGAUACGAUCAUUUUCGAGAACGGCAACAUCGCAUAUCCGCUGUCGGUCGCGCUUUUCGGAAGCGUAGAGCCACAAUCACUUCCCCCAGAAGUACAGCUGCAAAACAUGCAAACCAUUACCAGUAAUAUAGCGACGGGAAUCACCAACAUGAUACGAGAAAUCGGCACAACCUUUCCAGACUCAAAGGGGCCUGCGCUCGGUUAUGUUUAUGCACAGGAACAGUUCGUGCGUAUCCACUGGAAGUGGGUCGUGCUCAUCGCAACGCAGCUGGUUCUUGCGUCCGCAUUCCUGACCGCGACAAUCAUAAUGACGAAGCGGGCUCGCAUUCAGAUCUUGAAAAACUCGACGUUGCCGAUGAUGCUAGCUUUGAACGAAGCAGAUAAAUCGGAGUUCAAUGAGAUACACGGUAUACACACACUCAACGACAAGGCAAAGCUGAUGAGGGUGAAGCUUGAGCGUUGUGUUGGUGGCGUAGGUUUGUGGUUAGGACUAGCGAAGGACGACUCGUCGUACAAGGGCAGCCCAGCAUUCUAA
This is a messenger RNA of Truncatella angustata, 1740 nucleotides long. RefSeq lists its product as uncharacterized. Bases 1 to 1740 code for a protein of 579 amino acids. The record is from RefSeq and is a predicted model, not a curated record. The transcript is spliced from 3 exons. NCBI's taxonomy places the organism in Eukaryota, Fungi, Ascomycota, Sordariomycetes, Amphisphaeriales, Sporocadaceae.